UAAAUCCAUUUGCGUGUACGCGGUUUUCAAGUCUUCGCCGUCAAACCCGACCUUCGAUUUCCUUCACCUUAUAUAAACACAUCCUCCUUUGAUUUUCCAUCAACAUCAUCCGUUCACACAUCACGCAUAUUCAUCACAGAGACAUAUAAUAGAAUCCAAGAGAUUUGUGAAUCCAGAAAGAAGUUGAAUCUUUCUCUGUCUCUAAAGCUUUCCGACAUCAGUUCCAAGCUCUCAGGAACAUGGCGCAGAACCAAUCUCCUACCCAGUCCAAGCAAGAGCGAUUCGUGGAGAUACCCUUGAACAUCGAACAAGGCUCAAGAACAAUGGCGAACCAGAGGAAGAAGAACCAGUGGGCUACAAUCAUUAUAUGCAUCGCCUUCGUCAUCAUUGGUCAGUCCAUCGCAAGAAUCCUCGAGAACUUCUACUACGAAGAGACUCACCGUCUCGACUACGACGACCGGCGUCAAUACGACGGCGCGUGGACUCAAUCGCUGCUUCAGAGCGUGGGGUUCCCCCUCCUCAUCCUCCCUUUCCUCCUCUUCCCUUCCAAGAAACAGAGCAACCCUCCUCCCAUUACUAGUGAUCGAUCCUCCGUGAAAUACCUCGCCAUUAUAUAUCCUUGCAUCGGUAUAACAAUGGCGGCUCAUGGAAGACUCACAACCACUGCAAAGCUCAACAUACCCUUUGGAAUCUUCACUCUCAUCUACACCACCCAGCUCUUAUUCACCUCCGUUUUCUCAAGAAUCUUCAACAAAACCAGAUUCAACCGAUGGAUCAUCAUCUCUCUCGCCUUCUCCAUUGCCACCGGAGCUCUCACCCUCUCCUCCUCCUUCGGCGGCGAACCAGACGAAGCAGAGGAGAAUUGGGGAAAGGGUUCGUGGUCGGCGUUGUCCGCCGCCGCUAUCUUCUCCCUCUUGCUCUGCAACGUACAGAACACUUUCGAUUCAGUGAUCUCGAAAAGGGAAGAAGCCAAAAACAGGAAACCCAGCUUCGCCGUAGUGAUGGAGAUGCUGAUACUCGCUUCCCUCGUCGCCUCAGUCAUGUCCGCGGCGGCUCUGCUGAUCUCCGGCGAGCACCACGAUCUGAGGAGAGAGAUGGAGGGUUUCUCCAAGGGAAAAGGUUCGUACGUGUUGGUAAUGGCGGGUCAAGCAGUGGCGUGGCAGAUCUAUUGGGUCGGAAUCGUGGGUUUAGUGUUCGUCGUCUCUUGCGUGUUCUCGAACAUCAUCAGCGUCAUUACAUGGCCCAUUGUGUCGGCUCUUGUGGUUGUCUUCUUCGAUUUCAUGGACGAUGAUUUCGACGCAUUCAAAGGAGCCGCCUUUGCCGCCGCCCUUCUCAGCCUCUCCGCUUAUGUCUACUGGUUGAAGAAAGAGGAUAAGAAGGGUGAUGACGUGGCCACGAACUAGGUUUAAAAUUUUGUUUUUCUUUUAAAUUUGAAAAAAAAAUACGCUAAUUUACUUUGUUUUUAUUUCAUGUUCUCAUUGUUUGUGUAUUGUAGAAAUGUAUAUUCCUUUGUUCAGUAUUUAAUUUGUUUGGUAUUUAUAUGAAGAUAAAUGUGAAAAUGAGUUCGUGUGAA
Messenger RNA from Tarenaya hassleriana, 1573 nucleotides. RefSeq names its product probable purine permease 14. The record is from RefSeq and is a predicted model, not a curated record. NCBI's taxonomy places the organism in Eukaryota, Viridiplantae, Streptophyta, Magnoliopsida, Brassicales, Cleomaceae. Gene Ontology annotation, cellular component: membrane. The coding region runs from base 240 to 1403 and encodes 387 amino acids. Gene Ontology annotation, molecular function: purine nucleoside transmembrane transporter activity. The transcript is spliced from 2 exons.